This is a messenger RNA of Chondrus crispus (carragheen), 721 nucleotides long. RefSeq lists its product as hypothetical. The transcript is spliced from 4 exons. NCBI's taxonomy places the organism in Eukaryota, Rhodophyta, Florideophyceae, Gigartinales, Gigartinaceae. The record is from RefSeq and is a predicted model, not a curated record. Gene Ontology annotation, cellular component: mitochondrion; mitochondrial inner membrane; MICOS complex. The coding region runs from base 64 to 309 and encodes 81 amino acids.
CUCGCUUCCCCUCGCCUUUCCUCCCCACCAGCCCCCUCCCUUCAGCUACCAGCCACAAGCACCAUGACGACCAGCGAGCUCAAAGUCGCCGAGAAGUGGGACACGGCCUUGGAGAAGGGCAUCAAGCGCACAGCGUACGGCGCCAUUGCGGGCGGCGUAGUCGCCGCCCUACUUUUCCGCGGCGUGGGCAUCCGCUCGGCCAUCCUCGGCCUGGGCUCGGGCAUCGGCGUCGGCAUCACGUACGCCGAGGCCAAGCGCGACUUCGAGGAUCUCGCGCCGCAAGAGGCGCCGGCCGAGGGCAAGAUCUAGUAGUGAGGCGAGGCGAACACGUGUUCUGGCGGACGGGUGGAGCAUCUGGUCGGCCCUGGUUGCGAUGGAUCCGCACUGGGUGUCGGGAUGGAUUGCGGAAACAGCGUUUGUGCAUACGCUUCGUCGAUCGGGAAGGGUAAUUUGCGAGAGAUGGGCGUAAUGCCGUCGUAAAUUUAUGUUUUUGGGAGAGACGUGGCGACGUUUUUGGAGCUCGACGCGGUGUGUGUUACAAGGCAGACGUCCUACACGUAGUAUCGCAGGCGCGGGUUAUGAGGUUGGUGAUGGUGGAGUAGUUGUUUAUUGCAGCGAAAUCCGGGCUAUCCAGAUGCUGGGCAUUGGCCACGCGGGGGGCCGAGGGGCGGACAAAACAUGAGUAAUGAGACAGGAUGUUAAAAGUGGCGGUCACAAGAAA